This is a messenger RNA of Symbiodinium necroappetens, 1462 nucleotides long. The record is from the annotation of a GenBank genome assembly. NCBI's taxonomy places the organism in Eukaryota, Dinophyceae, Suessiales, Symbiodiniaceae.
AUGACGAAGCUGACGAACAAGGCCGGCGCCCUGGGCGCCCUGCUGCUGGGGCUCUUCGCGGCCGGCACGGCGCGCGCGCAGGAGAUGCUGGGCCAGCCGGUGCCGGGCGGUCUCGGGCUGCAGGCCGGCGCGACGCCGGUCAAGGAGCAGAUCCACGACUUCCACAACAUGCUGCUGGUGAUCAUCACCCUGAUCUGCGUGUUCGUGCUGGCCCUGCUGGUCUACGUCAUGUUCCGCUUCCGCGCCGCGGCCAACCCGACGCCCUCGAAGACCACGCACAACACCCUGAUCGAGGUGAUCUGGACGGCGGUGCCGGUGAUGAUCCUGGUGGUCAUCGCGAUCCCCUCGAUGAAGCUGCUCUACGCCCAGGACGUGGUCCCCGAGGCGGACAUGACGAUCAAGGCGAUCGGCAAGCAGUGGUACUGGAGCUACGAGUAUCCCGACCACGGCAACUUCGCGUUCGACGCCUUCAUGCUGCAGGACGAGGAUGCCGCCGCCGCCGGCAAGCCGCGCCUGCUGGCGACUGAUCAGGCGGUGGUCAUCCCGGUCGACACCACCGUGCGCAUCCUGGUCACCGCCGGCGACGUGCUGCACUCCUUCGCCGUGCCGGCCUUCGGCAUCAAGACCGACGCCGUGCCGGGGCGUCUGAACGAGACCUGGGUGAACGUGCAGGAGGAGGGCACCUACUACGGCCAGUGCUCCGAGCUCUGCGGCACCGCCCACGCCUACAUGCCGAUCAUGGUCAAGGUGGUCUCGCAGGAGGAGUUCGACGCCUGGGAAAGAUCCAUGGCUCACAGCGAAGCGCACGCCCACGAUCACCACGAUCACAAGCCGGGCUUCUUCGUUCGGUGGUUCUGCUCCACCAACCACAAGGACAUCGGCACCCUCUACCUGGUCUUCUCGGUGAUCGCCGGCCUGAUCGGCGGCGCCUUCUCCGUGCUCAUGCGCAUGGAACUGCAGGAGCCGGGCGUGCAGUACUUCAACCUGCUGUCGGCCGACCCGGGCCAGAUGUGGAACGUGAUCAUCUCCGCGCACGGGUUGAUCAUGGUUUUCUUCGUGGUCAUGCCGGCGUUGAUCGGCGGUUUCGGCAACUGGUUCGUGCCGCUGAUGAUCGGCGCGCCGGACAUGGCCUUCCCGCGCAUGAACAACAUCAGCUUCUGGCUGCUGGUGCCGGCCUUCCUGCUGCUGCUGGGCUCGGCCUUCGUGGGCACCGGCGCGGGCACGGGCUGGACGAUCUACCCGCCGCUGUCCUCCUCGCUCGGCCAUCCCGGGCCGUCGGUGGACAUGGCGAUCUUCGCGCUGCACCUGGCGGGCGCCAGCUCGAUCCUCGGCGCGAUCAACUUCAUCACCACGAUCUUCAACAUGCGCGCUCCGGGCAUGACGCUGCACAAGAUGCCGCUCUUUGCCUGGUCCGUGCUGGUGACGGCGUUCCUGCUGGUCCUGUCGCUCCCGGUUCUCGCCG